Messenger RNA from Cotesia glomerata, 15815 nucleotides. RefSeq lists its product as uncharacterized. Lineage: Eukaryota; Metazoa; Arthropoda; Insecta; Hymenoptera; Braconidae. Gene Ontology annotation, molecular function: nucleotide binding; DNA binding; DNA-directed DNA polymerase activity. The record is from RefSeq and is a predicted model, not a curated record. The transcript has 15 exons. Gene Ontology annotation, cellular component: zeta DNA polymerase complex; nucleus. Gene Ontology annotation, biological process: double-strand break repair via homologous recombination; error-prone translesion synthesis. Bases 601 to 14370 code for a protein of 4589 amino acids.
GAAUAAAGAGAAAGACGGAGAAAGCUCAUGAAUACGAGUACGAGGUGUGUAUACAUACCUACCAGUGAAUGUAAUAAAAAAAAGUCUAUUAAAAUUAAAAAGAUCUGUCGAGGUUUUAUUUAUUUUAAUAGUGUGGUGAAUAUGGUGGAUUUAAUCGUAUUAUUUAAGGACCGUGAUAAUAAUUCAAGGUUCCACGGUUCACCGGUUGUAGUGAAAAUAUAAUAUGUCAGGUUGAGAAUACUAGAACACUGGGUGGUAAUAUAUAUUUAUUACAAUAUUGAAACUCUGCCGUGGUUGCUUUAAUAUAUUGUAUAUACAUAUGUGUACAUAUACAUAUAUGUGUAUACAUAUAUAGUAUACAUAUAGUUCUGUUCACACAACACGUUUGUUUUAUGUCGUAAGCUAAAAUAAAAGAAGUAGCUGAAAAAAAAAAGAAAGAGAAAAAAAAUAAAAGAAAGAAAUUUCUUCUCAACGUAUUUUUUUUUUCAAAAACGUUGUGCGCGAUUUUACGCUCACAUUUUUUAUUGCAGAUGUGCCGCAUAAGACGCGGAGUCAUGUCUGUUAGAUAGUAAAUAAGUUUUUUUCAGGCAUUAAAAACAAAUGUUUUCUGUGCGUUUGGUUAAUGCGGACAGCUAUCAGGCAACGCCAUUGCCUCAGCUGGAUCCAACAUUCUCAGAAUUUCGUGGAACUGAAAUAAAACAUGUACCUAUUGUACGGGUCUUUGGUACUACCCAUACAGGUGAAAAGACAUGUUUACACUUACACGGGGUGUUUCCAUACCUGUACGUACCAUUCACGGGGGAUGAUAAUGCUGAUGGCCUUGCCUAUAGACUAGCUGCAUCCUUGGAUGCAGCGAUCAAUAUAUCCCUAGGAUCGGCGAACUCAAACACACAGCAUGUCUAUCAAGUACAACGAGUCGCUGGAAUACCAUUUUACGGUUAUCACCGGAGAGAGCAUCAAUUCUUCAAAGUAUCUUUUUAUAAUCCAGCGAUAAUGAAGAAAGCUAUCGAUUUGCUACAAAAUGGAUCGGUGUUGAAUCAAAGUUUUCAACCACAUGAGGCCCACAUACCGUUUAUCCUUCAAUUCAUGAUGGAUUACAAUUUACACGGAAUGAGUAUGAUCAAUUUAUCAAGUGUGAAAUAUCGGCGGCGCAUUACGCAAUCUCAUUCGGAGUUUAAAUCAUCAAAUGGUGCUAGUAGUAACAGUAGCAGUAGCGGUGGUGUCGCUACUACCGGCGGUAUAAUUACGCCGGUCGAUGAACUUGAUUAUCUUCCAGCGUGUGUUGAACGACAAAGUAUUUGUGAAUUAGAGGUAGACGGUUUAGUAUCAGAUAUCUUAAAUAGACAAGACCUGGAACGGGGAAUUGAGUUGAAUCCAGGACUUGCGGCAAUUUGGGAAGAAGAACGUGCUAGAAGAGCACAAGCUGGUCUCGCUUGUGAAGAUUCCCAACUUGUCAACCCAAAAAGUCCAGGAAGACCGCCUUAUUGUCUCACAGACAAUGAUUUGUAUCAACAGCAAAGAUUCAAUCGUCGGCUUUAUAUGGUAUCGCAGUGCAAUGAAAGUACACUUUCAUCCGCGUCCUCACCUUCUUCCUCGUACUCGCCUGCUAGUUUAAAUCAAUCGUCAUAUCCGAUUGAAACACUGAACGACGAUCAACUGAUGAAUGCCUCUAAUUUACCGAGUUUGAAUUCGCAAAAUUUGAAUUUGACUCAGCAUAUCAACGAAAUUUCAAGUCUCAAUUCUAACAAACUUUCUCAAGAAUCUAAAACUUCACAAUUAACUAACGAAACUAGUAUUUUGGAUUCUGAAGACAUACCAUUAAUUGAAAUACUUAUGGACUUAGCGCGUGACUCGGAGAAACACGGCCCUGUGGAUAAUGAUAGUAUUCUGGGUACCCAAACUUCAGCGUUUGAUCACGAGGAAAUAAAAAGUGAUAACGAAGAUGACGAUGUUAUUGAUUUCAACCUUACGUGUUUGGAUAUUGAUUCAAUGAGUCCGUGGGGCUCAAACCCCGACAAGUCACCACCUAGUCAACUUGUUCCUGUUAAUAAUAUAGACUUAAUUAACAAUAUUAAUAAUAGUAAUAAUAAUUAUAACGAUAAUGGUAAUCAUAACAAUAACUAUAAUAAUCCAGGUUCUAUUAAUACAACUGAAACAACAAAUAUUAAUAGACCUAUUAUCGGAGCCGAUACAACGGAUGCUGGGAGUCUAAACUCGGAGGAAUCUCAGCUACCACAAUUGGAUGGUGCGGGUGAUCUAUUGAGCUUCCUUGAGUCGGAGGAGGACGAAAACAUUAUUAAGUACGAGCAUCAAGUUAAACGUAUACCAGAAUAUCAAGCACCUAUUUCAACCGCGGAUUACGCCAACAGGGUACGUGUGUUUAACACAAAUUUACCUUGUAAUGAUGACGAAGCAUUUAUUAUGGAGGAGGGUACUUCAUCAUCAAACUGUUCGCCAAUGUCACAACAAGAUGCAUGGUCCUUUUAUUUACCCACCGACGCGGAUAACAUCGACGAGUUUGUGAAUAUGAAUUUUGAAUUACUUGGAUCAGAGUUUGACUCGGAUUAUGAAACUACUUUGGGAUUAAAUUCGCUGCUGGAAGGCGAUGAGGAUGAAUCCUCUAUUGGCAUUAAUUUAAUUGUUGAUAACGGUAAUAAUGAGUGCGUACCACUAGAGGCAGUGUUAAACGGUGACCCCUGUUUUACCCAAACCGCCGAAAUGGACAAAUCUGAUUUGACGGAGCUGAAAGAUCAAUACGAUAGUUUGCUUGGUAGUGAACUUGUACCUAUAGCUUAUAAAAAUUUUCGUGAGAGUGAUAGUUGUGUUGAUAAUAAUAAUACAAGAUUAGAUAGCAAUGAUAAGUGUGGUCAAGUGUACUCUAAUUCACAAAGUCAACAAUUAAAUAAUGAUAAUACAAGUAAAGAGGCUGCUAGUACAACAGGAACAACCGCAAUAACGCCACCAACAAAUGACACCCGAAAUUUAUCCUCGGAAAAUGUUACGCCCAACAUACAAGAACCCGACGGUAAAGUAAAUACUCUAAAAAGUAAAUAUGAUAACAGUAAAGAGUUUAGCAGUAGCAGGGAGCUAGCAACCGCUGCUGAUAGCUCUGAUUAUAAUUGUAACUUAGUUGCCAGAUGGGAGGAAUUGCAGGACUUGAAGUUUAUUCCGAAACGUGUUCUAAAGAAAAAAGGUUUUGUAAGACCGAGAAAACAAAUAUUGAGACGGACAACCCUCAGUGAAUCAAUGAUGGCACGUAAGCGCGGUUAUUUCCGACGUGGUCCUGCAAAUUUAGCUAAUCAAGUAUUUACUAGUGAUAAUAAUAAUACUACUACGGUAUCUCCAGUUCCUGAUAACGAUAAUUUACCAAAUAACUUAAUAUACAAUGUUACACAAGAUGUUAAUAGUAAAAACGAUAAUACAACGAUAUGCAAUAAUAAUAAUAGACAAAUAAGAGCUACUGAUCGUACGGGUACGACUGACAAAAUUAAACUAUUUAUUGAAAACUCGAGGAAUGUUAAAAAUUCAGAUAAUACUUCCACUACUACUGCAAGCUCUACUUGUAAUAGUAAUAGUACUAGUAAAACUCGUCUCUCUGCAGACACUCGGGCGACUCUCGCUUCAACAACUACAACUAAAACAAGUUCCUUUGGGUCUGGUAUUAAAGAAAAGUCAACUAAAUCACCGUGCUCACUCGAUGAUUAUUCACCGAGUGCCUCGAGUAAUUUUUCACCGAGCGAUCUUAUUGGACAUGUAAAUACCUCGACAGAAGUUGAAACUUCAAGAGGGUAUUGCAAUGGUGAAAUGGAUAAUUUAUCUAGCGUUGUUGGAAAUCCAGACGAGGUUGAUAAUAAUCCAACCGACGGUGAAAAGACCAAAAUAGUUGAUAAUAAACACCAGUCACGUUAUUUAUCUUAUUACUCAUCAGUGAAUGCACAUAGUGGAGUGCCCUACGGGCAGAACAAACAUCGACACUGUCUUUACUCAUCAUAUCGCAGUGCUUUUGUUAAGGAUUAUGUAUUUACGGUGGAUCAAGUUUGGGUUAUUGAUAAACGAAAACGUGGUACUGCACCUGCAAUAUCAGCCUCAGUAUGCACUAAAGACUGUUGUCGGUUGCCAAUAGUGCUUUUAGAUAAGCUUAAUAUUGUUAUUAAUAAAUCUAAACCUAAAUCUAAACCUAAACAUACUCAAGCUAACCGAGAUGCAUCCUCUGUUGUGAUAGAUCACGUUGAUAAUGUUAAUUACACUUGUGACAGUAGUGAAAUUGACAUGGUCAAUUAUAAUUCUAAUGUUAAAAAUAUAGAUAAAAUUAAUACGCCAGCUCAAUUAGUUAAUUCAUACAAUAACGAUAAUUUUAAUAUUAAUAAUGGAAAUAAAAAAAUUUAUAAAGAUAAUAAUAAUAUUAAAAAAACUAAUAUUUUAUUAUUAAAUAACAAUAAAAGUUAUGAUUCAACCUCAACACAAUCAUCACAAAUUUCAUCGACACAAAACCAUGAUCAAGUUACAGAUAAUAAUAAUAAAAUAAUAACAGCAACAGCCACGGCAACAACAACAACAGCGAUAAAACAACAAGAACAGAAUCAAGAGCAGCAAAAAAAUGACGGCCCGGUUAUAAUAAAAAGAGUUUUUGAAGAGAUGUCUCAAGACGGUACUGCGAGUAAAAAGAAACGGUCAAUUAUUUUAAAAUUGGGAAACAGAAGUCACAGUACUGUUUCAAUAAAGGACGAAAAUAAAAGUAAUUUAGAUGAAAGUUUUAACGAGAACUUUGUUCAGCCGCGUGGGAUGAAAAGUAAGCGUAGAAGGCUAAAGAAAAUAAAACGUUUGAAUGAAAAAGUAAUAGCCAAUGGUAUUAAUAAAGAAUCUAAGAUACACAGUGAAAAAAGUACUCCUCAUCUAUUUAGGUCUUCAAAGUCUUCUAAGACUUGGUCAUCAAUAAUAGAUAAACCACGUUUGAGGAGUCGGGUUAAUAAUAACGUUAAAUCUAAUAAUUCUAAUAACCAACUGAUGAAUAACGAAUUGACAGAUGCUUGUUCUGUAGCCAAUGGACAGCUAAAUUUGAUUACGUCCUCACAGUCGGAGCCUAUUCAAUCACGCAAGCGCCCGGAAAUUUGGUGUUCGAUUAGCAGAAAAAAUAUCGACUUGGGAUUCUUAACUGCAAAAUCACUGUCAUCUCCAGUCUAUAAAGGCGAUAAUGUUCCAGUGAUACGACAGAAGCCUAUUGUUAUCCGUCACAUCGAGACUCUUCCAAAAACGUACAAAAUAAAAAUCUAUUCAGCAGCCAGUAAUGUCAAAUCAGUGUGUGAAUCAGAAGUCGACACCACGUCACCGGAAGAUUCAUUGAUUACUUUUCAAAAUGAUAAUAGUAAUAAUAAUAAUACUGGUAAUGUUGUUAUUGAUAAUAAUUCUGUUGUUACAAAUAAUAAUGAUAAAAAUGUUAUUUCAAAUACAUCACAAGUACAACAAUUCAGCGAGUUUGAUACGACACUUGAUGUACAUUUGUGUGAUUCAAUUUACAAGGACGAGGAUGAUGUGGCAGCAGUUGCUAAUGAGAUAUUUGAUACAGCCGCCGGUGGUAUUGUCGAGGAGGAAAGGAUAUCUUUGGUUGAUUGUACGGCAAAUUCAUCACAGGAAUCCGAACAAUAUACCAAAGCCAUUGCUGAAGCUAAUUUUUAUGCUGGCAAAAAUUAUACUAUCGAUGCAAUCAGUCUCGAAAUACCGCAGUGUCUAUUUGAAGAGGAUUCUAACUCGGAAAGUUUACAAAAGAAAUCAUUGGAGAUGAUAACUGAAAGUUCAAUGCCUGAAAUAUCUGUUGGAAUAUUAUCUCCCUCUCAUGUUCCCUCGUCUCAUUCACCAGAAACCCCAGCUGAGCUCGACAAACUUUUGGAUAAUAAUUUGAUAAACGGGCUUAAUGAUUUAAAUUAUAGCAUAUCUUCUUUAACGAGUAUUACAGAUAAAACUGUUGUAAAAAGCCAACCGUUGAAUGAAUUUGUACAGCCUGGCGAUUCGUUUAACUCAAUCACCUCUCACAAAUUUAAUCCGAGGGAUCAUACGUCAACUGAGUGUAAUUACGUAUCAUCAUCGUCUUCUUCCUCGUCUUCGUCAGCCUUUGAAUUUUCUACCUCCGCAAUGUUAAAUAAUUUACCAAGCGAACAGCUGAAUUUUGAAGAUUACUUUGACGUGGAACAAAUUAUUCAAAUGAUCAAUUCUGCCCUGAUUUUGAAUGACAUUAAUCUUGAUGAUAACACACUCAAUAAUCAAUUACUAUCAUUGUCAAAGGAAGAUAAUAUUUGUGGUGAUAACAACAAGGUUGAUGAUGAAAAAACCAAGACCAAGUACUCUCCGAAUAAAAUUUCAAUUAUUAGAAAAAUUUACAAGACCAAAGGAGAUAAUAAUAAAGCUGAAAAAAGUAACAAUGGAAACACUGGGACGACUAAUCAAGCUGAUGAAAAUCUUCUAUUAAACCCAAAACAGGGUAUUGAUUUAGUGGACAUUGAAGCUGAGGCUCCUGAUAAUUCUGUUAUAAUUAAACCGAAUAAUAAAAUCGAUCUGGAAUUUAAUGAACCUAUGAAAAUCGAUGCUGAUGGUGAUGACGACAACAGUGUAAAUGGUAAUGACAAAGAUGUGGGUGGAGAAGACGAAAAACUCAUCAAAUUUACGUCAACUGAUUCUAUAAAUACUAAAGCGUAUGAAAAUAACUGGAAUAAUCAAGAAUCACGAAAUGAAAUUAGCUCUGAUUGCGCAAUAAGUCAAAAUACAAAUUUGGAGAAGUUUGUUGAAAAUGUUUCAUCAGAAAUAUUUAAUCAAAAUGAUAAUAAUGAACAACAGUCAGUUAAAACAAUAACAACAGUUGAUGAUAAUGAAAAUAAGGUAAAUGUUGAUACUGAAGUUAUUAAAUUAAUGGAUAAUAUACUAUCACUGGUGAGUAUUGAAAAAUCAAUGAAUAAUAUGUAUAAUAAUGAUAAUGUAGACAAUAUUAUUGAUACUGAACCUGUAUUAAAUUCCAUUGUCAACAAUAAUUUGAUAGAUGAUAAAGGCUGCGAAGCUGCCGGCAGACGGAGUAAUUAUUUAUCUCAGUCAAAUGAAAUAUCAACCACUGUUACUGCCGUCGAGAACAACACUGAUUGUAAUAAAGUUGAAGCAAUCACUGAUAAAUUUUGUUCAGACAAUAAAAAUAUUAUUGAAAGUUUGGGAGCUGACGGCAGUGAUGAUCACGAAGAAACAGAAGCUAAACUGACAAAUGAAAAAACGGACGUUAAGUUAGUUGAGCCAGAAAUCGAAGAUAAAAUCACAACUGGUACUGCUGGCUCUUAUUGCGAAGUACUUCUUGAGGUAAAUGAGAAAGUUAAAUCGUCUGUUGAGCAAUCUACGUUUGAAUCUUCUCUUACCAUUACUGAUAAUCAGUGUUCUAAUGAACAAGAAAUAAAAUUGCGGUUUAAAGAAGAUUAUACGGAAGUAGUGUUUAAUAGUGACAAAGAGAAUAUCGAUAGUCAUGAGUGUUCCAUUCAUAGUAACUCUAUUCCGGAAGUUGAAAAAGAUCCAGAGGAAGCAGUUAGAGCUGGAGAAAACAAAGAAGAAGAAGAAAUAAAUGGUGACGGUGAAGAAGUACAAGAAGAUAAAUUAAAUAUUGAUACUGGUAGUAAGUCUGGAGUUGAACAAGAAAAUACUUACACCGAUGACAGUAAUGGUAAAAAUAUUUCAAAGGAAUCAGUGUUUAGGUGCCGGGAAUUGUCGGUCCGGUUGGUUCGCAUUAAAUUAAACGAAUUUAAUCAAUAUUUAAAUAGCAGUAAUGGCUGCGGUAAUAAAAGUAAAAUAGAUGCUAAUUCAAGUUUAGUUGAGUUUGAAUCUGGUAAAGAAGCAGCCAAUGCCAGCUCAGUGAAACAAAAAUUCGGAAAUUCAUCUGGAGUUAAAAAAUGUGUUAGAUUUGAUGAUCAGGUAUUUAUAUUCGAGACAAAUACACGAGUACCUCUAAUAAAUUUUGAUGAGAAGAGCGAAGAAGAAGAAGAAGCAGAAAAGCAAAGGGAGAACUUUACUGAGGGUGACGAGGGUGAGGGUGCGGUAGAACCUGAAUGCCAGGGUGAGGGUGAGGGUAAGACCGAAAGAGUGGGUGCCAGCGAGGUCGAGGGUGAGGGUGGGUGUGAUGAAGAGGAGCCGGAGGUGCUGGAGGAAGAGGAAGAGGAAGAGGCUGAACCAGAACCAGAACCAGAAAUAGCAGAACAAGAAAAAAUGGUUGGGGUUGAAAAUCAAGAAUUAGACAAAGAAAAAGAGCAGCAAGUUGAAAAAGUAAAAGAUGGUGAAAAACAAGAUAAUAAAAAAACAAUAGAUAAAGAUGAAAUUUCUGUGGGUAGUAUGAAAAAAUGUGAAAUAACAGACUCAUAUAAAUCAAUUGGUAAUAAAAAUGACAGUGAAACAAAAUUUAAUGGGGAUGUAAUUGCUAGCAGUUGUAUUAAUAAAAAACACGAUGAUGAGAUAAUAGUUAUAUCGGACAGCGAUGAAUACUCCAGCAGUGAUAAUGACGUUGAGUUUGUUUCAGAAGAGAAGUUAGUGCCAGACAGUUGUGUCAGCAAAAAGUUAAACACCAAAAUUAUUGAUAAAAAUUUUGUUUUUACAGAGAAUAGUAAUGGGAAUACGGAUAAGUUAUCUCACGUAAAUGUAAACGGGGUGAUAAGAAAUAAAAAUGAGACAUCGAAUGAUAAAAAAAAUAAAAAAUAUUCAAAGAGCACGUUUAAAGAUAUAAACCCAAUUAAAGAUGUCCCAAGGAUAAGAUCAUCUAGUUUUGGUACGGUGACUGUUACUCUUACUCCUGUUACUUCAACUUCAACUUCUACUUCAAUUUUUAGCGAUAGUUGUGGUAAUGCUACUACUACUGAAGCAGCUAGUUUACCGAAUAAAAAAUCGGGAAAACGAGUUAAAGAGUUGGCAACGAAAUUCACUUGUGUAUCAGGACAAAAUAGCAGUAAAUCAACAAAAACCGAAUUUAACCGUGACAUUAAAGAGCAGCAACAGUUUUCUUUGGACAAUAUCCAGGAAAUGGAAAGUAAGUUAGAUAAGAACCUAAAGGAUGUUACAGUUCUAGAUGAAUCUACAAUACCAGUUGAUAAGAAUAUAAAAGAAAAAUCUCGUUUAGCCGGUGAACUUUUAACAAAAUUUACUGAAAAAGAACCACCAAGAUCCAGAGAAUCAACAUGCAAACGUAAACGUAAUAACAAUAAUAAUUUACCAAGGCAAUCCUAUUUAAAUUCAAAUAAUAAUAUCAAAGCUAAUAGUAAUAGUAUUAUUGUUCCUUCAACAGUUGAUCCAACACCAACAACAUCCUCAUUAUUACCAGGCUCGAUGGUAGAAAGCCGCCAGAGCUCCGAUGACAAUCGAUUGGUACGAACUUACAGAAUGUUAACAAGUUAUCGCACUAAAAUUCAUACACUUAGUAUUGAUCAGCGAAUGGUAUUUACCCGCGUGGCAGUAAGCGAUCAAGAAUUUGGCAGUAAACAAGUCAAAGAAAAAUUCCUGGAGGGUAUUGGAUUGUAUCCACUGAAACCGCAAGGCUGCGGGUGGAAGCCAGCUCACAUUACUACCGGGUUCAUGCAAUUACAGCAGCCACGUGUUAUUCUCCAGCGACUUACGCCGAGUGUGCUUAAAUACUACGGGUAUACACGUCGAUUCAAAAGCCAGAGAUUCGGAAAACGUUUCAAGACCGACGUAAAUAAUCGAUUUACGAUACCGGCGUACGAUGGCCCGGCGGAUUUGAGCUCCACUGAUUCUGAAUCGGAUACGGAUAUAACUCUUGACUGCCGGGAGAAACGUGUUUGCGACUAUAAACCGAGAAAGCACUUUCAACGUUGCGAAGCAACAGUAACUCCUCGUAAACGCAAAAACAUCAACAGCGACGAGGAGACCGGAGGAGAUAAAGUUAAUCUCGGGGAGGAGGAUUUAUUUCAAGGAGCCAGAGAUCGAGCAACUCAACGUUUAUUUAAUAGACCUACGGCUAAACACAGUAUGCCUUUAACUGAUAAUAAAAUUUACUAUCAAUCGCCCACCAGGGCCACCACCUCUAAGUCUUCUGGUCUCUCGGGCAAUUAUACGCCAUUGAAAAUAAUUAUUACGUCACCGAAGGUACGAAAACUCGAACAUACUUCUUGUGAUCAGCCAACGAUUGAUAAUCAUAAUCGUACCUACAGUCACAGUCGAGCCGAGGACUGUCUUGAUAAUGAAAACAGCUGCGUCACACCGAGGAGACGGAGGAGAUUGCUUUCUUCGGCUGUGACAUCCACCAAGCGCCGAGUUUCAGGUGACAGUUGCCAAACGCUGACGGCAAAUGAUGAACGACAACAGACGGGUGAGUUCGAGAUAUUAAACCCCAUUCCUAGUACCAGUUUUGGUGGUGAAUGCAGCGCUACAGCUUCAAAUGAUAAUAAUUAUGUUGAAAAAUGUAAUCGUGAUUUAUCACCAAGUGUCAAAGCCAACGUGAGAAAAAAUUUAUUUUUUUCGUCGAGCAAACAAGACGAUCGACUUGAUAAAAGUUGGCGCAAUCAAGCUGGUGAUAUUGAUAAUACUGAUAAAGGUGAAAAAUUAACAGAAGAUACUGAUGAAAUGCUCAAUAAUGAAUUAGAAAAAUCUAGUGAUGAUGAUACUGUGAUAUUUGAGCAGUCUGCAGCUAAUUUAGAACUUGAAUUUUCACCUUUAUCGAAAUUCGACGAUGAUCAAAAUCUCGAGGAGCAAGAUGACGUGUGUAAUGUAACAUUCACACAAUACUUGAGCUCGCAACUUAUCCGACAGACGAAUCAAUCAUCUGGUGAGUACAAAAAGAGUCUGUCAAACUUGGAAAAACAAGUAACAAUUAUUCCGAAAUUAAAACCACCGUCUGUUGGAAGAAUAAUUGACACAAUGGAAUUAUAUAGCAUACCAAAGUGUCGUAACUUGCAGCCGUUUUUUAGUAAUCAAUCAGAUGCGCCAGGUCACAAAGAGGUAGCUCACAGAUUAUUAAAAGUACCUGGUAAAGGAUUAGCCGAUUUAUCAUAUUUUAAAUCAAGUCUUGAUAAUAUUACGGGUAUUAAUCGCUGGCGUAGGAUGAAAAUAAAUGAAUUUAAUUCAUCAUCAAAGGGAAGUGGAGGAGUUUUUAAAUCAUGUAAUAUUAAAAAAAAUCUUGCUGGACAUUCAUCUGUGGUUAUUACACCUUUAAUUUUACCUCCUUCGUUGACAAGUGUGAUAAAGUGGGUCAGGGCUCGGGAUUAUUUGGCAAAAAAACGUAUUAAACUCGAGAAAAGAGACAAGGACAAAAAUAACGUCAAAGACAAAGAUAAAUACAGAGAUAAGGGAAUUGAAGGAGGAGAAAAAGAAGAAAUAGCUCAAGACGAAGAAACAGUUCAAGAUGUUAUUGAAACAUUUGAGCAACAUAAAAAAUACGACAAUCCGUUAAUUGAAUCAGAGCAACGUUCAAAUAAUGUUAAUAUUAAUAUUAAUUCAAGUAUUCUCGAAACAACGACUGAAAAUAUUAUAAAUUUAAAUUCUGGAAGCGAUAGUUCUGGUUACACUGUUGUAGAUUGUUCAAGUGCCGUUGAAAAAUAUAUGAGCUCAGGGGAUAAUGGAAAAAAAAGUUUAUUAAUACAACAACAUGAUAACGAAAAUUCUAAUAAUACCCUCGGCGACAGCCUCGACGAUUAUAUUGAUCCGUCUUUAUUAAGUAUACUCGGUAAAUCGAAAUUGUUUAAAGAGAGUGAACAGUCGAAACAUUUUGGAAUUUCAUGCGGACAAAUUGAAUGUUUAACGCAUUCAGAUAGAAGUAAUGUGGAGAAUGAGAAUAGACAGAAAGCGAAAGCUCUGACGAGGUAUCAAUUUAUAACAGUGUUAUGUGUAGAAGUACAUGUCGUAACUCGUGAUGAUUUAUUACCAGAUCCACAACAUGAUGCUAUUUCUGCUUUAUUUUAUGCUGUACAGAGUGAUGUUCCACCAACCUCCUCAAUUAAACCACUUGAACAUGGUCUUAUAGCGGUCGCAACGGAAGGAAACAAUAACUAUGGGUAUGAUUAUGGAUCGUCGUUGCCAUUUACCAAGACAUUUGUAUCAAAUGAAGUGGAAUUAUACAAAGCAUUUGUAAAUUUAGUAACACGUAUUGACCCUGAAAUAUUUAUCGGUUGGGAAAUAGAAUCAUUAUCUUGGGGUUAUAUAUUUCAGCGAGCCUCUAGACUUGGGAUCGAUUUAGCAAAACGGAUUUCUCGAAUCCCAAGCGUACAAUGUAAGUGGGAAUCUCAGCCGUCGGAUCUUAAUACAUUAGCGGAUGUUAAAUUACCGGGUCGUAUUGUCCUCGACAUUUGGCGAAUUAUGAGAAGUGAAAUAGCGCUGCUUACGUAUACGUAUGAAAAUGUUAUGUAUAGUGUGAUGAAUGAGAGAGUUCCCUGUCCGUCUUUUAAAGUAUUAUCUAACUGGUGGAUUGAGCCGCAAGAUGAAGAAGAAAAGGUGAAGGAGCCGAAUGAGAAACAGAGGCAGAAUCCAAGAUCACGUUGGAAAGUUGUUCAACAUUACAGUGUUAAAGUUUUAGGUAUCUUGAGGAUUCUCGAACAACUUGACAUUAUUGGACGAACAAGUGAGCAUGCUCGGCUUUUUGGAAUCCAAUUUUACGAAGUUUUUUCUCGUGGUUCUCAGUACCGAGUUGAAUCAAUAAUGUUACGGCUUGCAAAGCCACUCAAUUACAUUCCGGUAUCUCCUUCACCGUUGCAAAGAGCAUCUAUGAGAGCUAUGGAGGCACUUCCACUAAUAAUGGAGCCAGAAGCAAUGUUUUACAGUGAUCCACUUAUUGUCCUUGACUUUCAGAGUUUAUAUCCAAGCAUUAUUAUCGCACACAAUUAUUGCUUUUCAACCUGUUUAGGGCGUAUAGAAAAUAUUGGACAGCAAAAUCCUUACAAAUUUGGUGCUUACUUGCUGCGUGUCCCUAAAAGCACAGCCAUUAAAUUACAGGGUAAAGUCAAUUAUGCUCCUUGCGGUGUAGCUUUUGUAAAGCCAGAAAUACGUCUUGGAAUUUUACCAAGAAUGCUUACUGAAAUUUUAGAAACACGAUUGAUGGUUAAAAAAGCUAUGAAAGAUCAUAAAGAUUCUAAAGAUGAUAAAUUAUUACAACGAGUUUUGCAUUCACGUCAACACGGACUUAAAUACCUCGCUAAUGUUACUUACGGUUACACAGCUGCUAAUUUCAGCGGCAGAAUGCCCUGUAUUGAGCUUGGAGAUAGUGUUAUUAGUAAAGCUAAAGAAACUCUUGAACGCGCAAUAAAGCUUGUAGAAUCAACUCCCAAGUGGGGAGCACGCGUUGUUUACGGAGAUACCGAUUCGCUUUUUAUCCUUGUGCCUGGUAAAUCUAAAGACGACGCUUUUAUUAUUGGCAACGAAAUCGCUGACGCUGUUACUGCAUCUAAUCUUAAGCCGAUCAAACUUAAAUUUGAAAAAGUUUUACAUCCAGCAAUAUUACAAACUAAGAAACGUUACUGCGGGUACAUGUACGAAACUCCGGAUCAAAAAGAACCAACCUACUUGGCAAAGGGUAUAGAAACUGUGAGAAGAGACGGUUGUCCAGCUGUUUCUAAGAUUCUUGAAAAGUCAUUAAAAAUUCUUUUCGACACUAAAGAUGUAUCGUUAGUAAAACAAUUUGUAACGCGGCAGUUGGACAAAGUACUAAACGGAAAAGUAUCGCUUCAAGAUUUAACAUUUGCUAAAGAAUUCCGUGGUCUGCGUGGAUACAAAGAGAAAGCAUGUGUACCGGCGUUGGAGCUAACACGGAGACUAAUGAAAAAAGAUCCACGAGCCAUACCCCGUCACGGCGAGCGUGUUCGCUAUGUUAUUGUUGCCGGUCCACCAAAUCAAGCAUUAAUUAAUUGCGUACGUUCGCCGUGGGAGGUUAUUAAUGAUCCUGGACUACGACCAAAUGGUACGUACUAUGUUACUCGGGUGAUAAUACCACCGCUUAAUAGAUGUUUAAAUCUUAUGGGUGUUGACGUAAAUACUUGGUACCGCGAAAUGCCGCAUCGGUAUAUUUUAAACAAUCCAACAGUUGUACCGAGCGAUAAACAGAAACAAACGAUAUUUCAAUACUUCGGCAACGUCGUUUGCGUCUGUUGCGGUCGCGCUUCUUAUAAAAAUAUUUGCGACGACUGUACCUCUAAUUCCACUGAAACAAUUAUUGUACUACACGAAAAGUUGAGGUGGUUGCAGAGAAUAAACGAUAAUAUCACCGCUAUUUGUCAGUCUUGCAUAGGACGCGAUAGUGAUGUUGCUGACUGUGUAUCAUUGGACUGUCCUGUUCUUUAUCGUCGUGCUCAAGCAUCCAGAGAAUUAACUCAAGGAAUUCAAUUACAAAAUGUUAUUACUGGAAAAAGUCACACUCUAUUUUGAAUUUAAUAAUUAUACCUUUAAUUAACAUAAUCAAAAUUAAUCAUUUUUUAAAUGUCUUUCGAUAUAUGCUUCCAAUACCAGGACGUAAAAUUAUUUUUAUUAUUAUUAUUAUUUUAUUAGUUUUAAGUAACUCCAAAGUAUUUUUUCGCACACGUCCAAUAAUUAUUAAUUAAUUUUAUUAAAUUAUAUUUAAAGAUCUAUAUGGCGAUAAAUUGUCACUGAUCGGAUAAGAUUUGAAAAAAAAAAUUUAUAUAAAUGCUAAUUAUAGUAUUAUUUUGGAUAAAUCAAAAUUUUUAUAAUUAUAAUGAUAAUGUCAAUAUAUAAUUGCAAUCAGACCUCAUCCAAUAUAUCUUUCAUAUUUAAUAAUUCCUAAAUUUAAAUAAAAUGGAACUCAUAUAAGAUAUAUAUAUAUAUAUAUACACAAAUAUAUAUAUUUUUUAAUAGUCAAACAAAAAAUCUUUUACUCUUCCUAAUUUUCACCAGCCUGUAUUUUUUUUUUUAAUUAAUUUAUCCAAUAAUUAUUUUUAGAUAGUCGAAAUUUCUGAAAAGUCACCAAAGUGUACAUUGUUAAAAAAAAAGUAAAAGCCAAAAAAAAAUUACAAAAUGAAAAAGAAAAAAAAAUGUUUUUUUACCUUUUGCGGAUUAUUGAAUUAUUUUUUUUAAUGAGAAAUCCAUGACAUUUAUACGUAUUUUUUCAAGCUACACUUCCAAAGUUCCAUAACCCGGGUGUACGUGUGCAACAAAGCAUUAAUUUAUGUAAGUACACUCGGGUUGUCAUAAAUUAUAAAUUUAUAUAAAAAAAAAAUUAGUUAAUUGAUUAAUUAGUUUAUUAAUAAUAACGAGUUAAUUAUUAGCAAAAUAAAUAAUAAUAAUGAUAAAAAUAAAAUAAUGAUAAUAUAAUUGUCAAUAGUAAGGUAUAAAAUACGUCAUAAAACCACGGAUGAGCCUCUUAGAAUUUUAAAAAAGAGGCAUUCCCGUUUCCAAGUGCCAUUGUUCCUUAUAUUGUUAGUUUCUCGGAGGUAUUUACCGAAUUAAAAAAAAAUUUAUAAAUUUAUUCGCAUAAUUUCGUAAUAAUUAUUGUAAAAUUAUAUCAUUAAUUUAACAUGCAUACAUAUAAAGUCCCUGAAAUAAUAAUAAAUAUUAAUAUUAAAUAAUAAUUAUAAUAAUUGUAAUAAUAAAUAAAUUUAAGCAACUAGAUUAAUACCGCCGGCGGUUCUUAAAAGUAUAAAAAUAAAUGUAUCAAGUGUAUAUAAUUAUAAACAAAAGUCUGCAUAUUAAAUAAUAAUAUUAAUAUUAAUAAAUAUUCAUAAAGCGAUCAGUGUAAUUUGUAAUUCAGCUAUUUGUAAUACGAAAACAGUGGUUUGUUAUUGCAUAUGUGGUAGUAAAUUUGGACAGCGAUAAACUUUGCUAUUAAAUAAUUAUAAUAAUAUUAAUUAAAAAAAAAA